AUGUCUUGCCUUGGUGUUCGCCUUGCAAAAACUAAAGCACUAUGUCCUGGAAGACGAAGUCAAGUUGAUAUCAAGAGUAGACCCUUGAAAUAUAUACUUUCACGGCCCAUACUUUCAGGGAAAAUUGCAAAGUGGGCUGUAAUUCUCCAACAAUUCGCAAUUGAAUAUGUUCUCCAAAGAGCUAAAAAGGGGCAAGCUCUAGCAGAUUUUUUGGCAGCACAUCCUAUACCUGAUGACUCACCUCUAGUAGCUGAUUUACCAGAUGAAGAGGUUAUACAAGUAGAAAUCCAGAAAGGAUGGGAGAUGUACUUCGAUGGAGCUUCAAGGAGUCCAGAUGGCAAGAAGCAAGAAAAUCCUAAAAACAAUAAAGCUGGAAUUGGAAUUGUGUUUGUGACUCCAGAUAAUGCUAUGCUUACCCAUUCUUUCGCCUUAAGUGAAGGAUGCUCUAAUAAUAAGGUAGAAUAUGAAGCUCAACUCCGUGGAGAAUACAUUGCUAAAAAAACAAGUCUCAUCCUGUAUCAUGAAAGGGCUGAUCAACUGCUAUCGCAAUUCAGGAAAACACAUAUUUUCCACGUGAAGAGAAGAACAAAUGCUCGAGCUAAUUCAUUUGCAAGUUUGGCUGCAUCACUCACCCUACCAGAUAGCAAAACAAUUACUAUCACGGUAGGUGAAAGAAGGGUGUUACAACCUUUAAAAGAAGUUUCUGACUUUGUUCCAAUCUUGGUCGUCACCACGAAAGGAGAAAACGAGAAGGAUAGGCGGGAACCAUUCAUAGCUUACCUCCAACAUGGUAGGCUGCCUGAAGAUAAAGUAAAAAGAAUUGAGGUGAGACGUAGGGCUACCAAAUUCGUCUCGUGGAAGGAUGGGUUAUACAAAAGGUCUUUGGAUGGAAUGUUCAUGCGGUGCAUAGCCAAGGAGCGUAUUCAAGAGGUAAUGGCAGAAAUACAUGCAGGUGUAUGUGGGACACACCAAAGUGGUCCUAAAUUACAUAUGCAGCUAAAACGGUUGGGAUACUAUUGGCAGACUAUGAUUGCAGAUUGCAUAGAUUAUGCUCGAAUAUGCCAAGUCUGCCAAUUCCAUGGGAACUUUCUCUACCAACCCCCAGAACCUUUACAUUUAACAACUUGUUCUUGGCCAUUUGCAGCAUGGGGUAUGGACAUUAUUGGUCCUUUUGUACCUCCAUCUUCAGCAGGAUAUCAAUACAUCCUAGCUGCAACUGACUAUUUCUCAAAAUGGGUAGAGGUUGUGGCUUUAAAGGAUAUAAAAAGUACAGUUGUCUCUGAGUUCAUCCAAACCCAUAUCAUUUACAGGUUCGGGAUUCCAUAA
This is a messenger RNA of Camellia sinensis, 1326 nucleotides long. NCBI's taxonomy places the organism in Eukaryota, Viridiplantae, Streptophyta, Magnoliopsida, Ericales, Theaceae. The record is from RefSeq and is a predicted model, not a curated record.